Messenger RNA from Papaver somniferum (opium poppy), 1269 nucleotides. RefSeq lists its product as uncharacterized. The record is from RefSeq and is a predicted model, not a curated record. The transcript has a single exon. Bases 379 to 1029 code for a protein of 216 amino acids. NCBI's taxonomy places the organism in Eukaryota, Viridiplantae, Streptophyta, Magnoliopsida, Ranunculales, Papaveraceae.
GUUUAUUAUUUUGCUGAAAUAAGGAACAUGCAUUUUCUAGCCUAGAUAUGGAAUGGAGUAAGAUAUGAGAUAAGCCCGUCACGACUAUUUUGUUUUCUCUAUCAAAAAGUCUUCAUUUUUUUUCUUUCAAGUCGGCAUCAAAACAGAUUUCUUCUUAAAUUCUUCAAGUUCAACGUCAAAAAAGGGUUUCUCUCCACAAUCAUCAGAUGCAGAAUUCAAUCACAAACCCAGCUUUUUCACAUCAAAAAACCAAUACCAAACGCUUCAAUUUCUCUAUUUAAAUUCAACGCUUUCAGAAUAUUUCAGUUUCAAUCUCUUUUAGGGUUUUAAAUGGUCAAUCUCUGAAAUUCUACUUCAAUUGAUCAUCAAACAGUAAUCAUGGCUAACCCUUUGAUGGAAAAACUUCAACACAAUCGGAAUAGAAAACAAUCACUCAGUGGUUCUUCUCCAGGAGGAACAAUCCCAUCAUCUUGUGGGCAUCAUUCAAGAACUGCAGUAAUUGACGUUGUGAUUUUGAUUGCUGUAAUUGGUGCUUGUGGGUUUUUAGUAUAUCCAUAUGUUAAGAUAAUAUUUGAUUGGAUUGUUGAAAUUGGUGGAUUUACUUGUGAUGCUAUGAAAACUGAAGUUAUUAGAGCUCCAAUGGUUUAUGUUUUUUUAGGACUAAGUAUGUUCUUUACAUUCAUGGCUGCAUGGAUGAUUUAUAAAUGUUCUAGUAUUAAAUGUGGAAAGCGUAAUUGUCUUGGCCUGCACAAGGCAGCGGAAUUUGAUAUUCAAAUUGAGACUGAAGAUUCUGUGAAGAAAUCAUCGAAUUCGAGUUCUUCUGUUGUGAAAGAAGGCAGUGGUGGUAAGGGUUUGUUGCAAUUGUCUAUUGAUCGCCAUAGAGAAUUGGAAGCUGAGUUGAGGAAGAUUGCGCCGCCGAAUGGAAGAGCUGUUCUUGUGUUUAGGGCGAGGUGUGGAUGUUCUGUCGGGAGAAUGGAAGUUCCUGGAGGGCCUGAACCAAAGAAGCAGCUUCGGAAAGUCAAAAAAUGAGCUGGGGUAUGGCGUGUCUUCUUGGAGGUGUGGCUGUUCUGUUCUUAUGUUAGUUUUUAUUUACCUUUACAAAAGUUAUAAUAAUUUGCUUUAAAAUAUUAUAAGCUACUUUUAAAUACAUAUACUGUAUGCAUGUAAGAGUUACUCCUGUUUUACUCCGCAAUAGAAACAAUUUCAACUUUUCAACUAUCGGCUGAUUCUGUCAUGCUGUGUUUAUAAAUUUGUCAUUGUUGGAUGUUA